Messenger RNA from Poecilia reticulata (guppy), 1692 nucleotides. The record is from RefSeq and is a predicted model, not a curated record. Lineage: Eukaryota; Metazoa; Chordata; Actinopteri; Cyprinodontiformes; Poeciliidae.
UCCGCAAAUGUUGUUCCAGUUCUCGAGGUCUAAGACAUCGGUGAAUCUCUACGGCCGUUAUUUAUUUAUUUGUGGCCCAAGAAACAAAAAUAUGAUAAGGUUUAAGUUUUAAGUUAAACUUCUGGUGUUUUGUUAUUUUCUAUAAUUAUAUAAUCGCGGUAAUAGAAACGGGCCUAAACUGUCAGACAGCCAACACGGAAAUGAGUUCGCAACCGAGCAGCUCGUUACUCGUGAUCUUCAUCUUCAUCUUAUUUGGGUCUGCAGAUCAGACAAACAUCACAGCUGAACCUGGACAGAACGCAUGUCUACCCUGCACAUCUCCUGAUAAUAAACCUGCUUUAUUUGUUGAGUGGAGGAGAACUGAUCUGGGGUCAGAAUAUGUUCUUCGGUACAGAAAUAAGCAGAUUAACACAGAAAACCAGCAUGCAUCGUUUAGGGACCGAGUGGAUCUGCUGGACCGACAGAUGAAGGAUGGAAACGUGUCUUUGGYUCUGAGGAACGUGACGCCUGACGACAGAGGAGCUUAUGAAUGUCGAGUCGUUCAGACAAACAGCAAGAUAGACACUGUCUUCACCAUAAACCUGAAUGUAGAAACGUCUCCAGGUGAUUCUGAUGGAGGGAAGAGAGACGGAUCUGGUUGGGUUGGUCUGGUGGUCGGUGUGUUGGUUGGUCUAUCGGUGGUUGUUUUGUUAGCUUUAGUUAUUGUUGUUUAUUUGUUCUGUAAAAAACCUUCACGUUCGAGUCCAAAGUCAAAUGAGCCUCCUGGUGAUCCAGCUGAAGCUCAGCAGCCUUUAUCGGAUCAGAACCGACCAGAUGAGCAGAGAGUCCAGUCUGACCUGCAGGAUGAUGGAUCCAGAACCUCAGCAGAUCAACUUUCCUCCAGAAUCACUGACUGACUGUUUUCAUCGUCACCAAGCAGAAGAAACAGAAACUAUCAGCUGUUGGGCCUUCACCAGAACCAGAACCGAUACCAGAACCGUUACAGAACCAGAACCGAUACAGAACCAGAACCGAUCUAGAACCCGUCCAAACUGGACUGACCAGAGACCCUGAAUGUUACAGGAACUGAGUGAAUCUGGGCUGCAGUUUAAUGUCAGGAUCAGUUUGUAACUUUUAGACGUUUCAUCAGGAUUUAAAAUGUUUUAUUUCUUCUGUUACUGAACUGAGUUMAUGAUGAUUUAUUCAUUUUGACACAUUUCACUGAGACAAUCUGCUGCAUUAAACUCAGUCGUWUUAAAUUAUAAUAUUAUUGAAAAGUUMRUUUAUGUCAGUAACUCAAACAGAAAUAAUCAUUUUGAUGUUUCUGAGCUUUUAUUUCUACCUAACUGUGAUUUUAUUUUCUGCUUAGUUGUUWCRGCCAGUGGCCUUUUCUGUUUGUUUGUUUKGUGGCUAAUCAAGUUGACUCUACCAGGAAGUGGAUGCAGCGUGACUUCCUGUGCCACUCUGUGAGGCCUUCAGUGAUUGGCUCAUCAAUUGCCAAACCCACCAAUCCCUGAACAGGCCUCCCUUUUAAAAACCAAGGACUUCCUGGGAGAAGGCGCGGCUGAUCCUUUGUUCAGACAGCUGGCCACUUUGUUGGGUYGACUGCUGUAAACUUAUUUUACUAGCUUUGAUGGCUCUGAUAGUUUUGUUAGCUUCUGCAAACUCGUCUUGUCCCGGUGGGGGAUCUCUGCAUCUCUGUUAGAGAUUUGU